Cylindrotheca closterium is the source of this 2142-nucleotide messenger RNA. The record is from the annotation of a GenBank genome assembly. Lineage: Eukaryota; Bacillariophyta; Bacillariophyceae; Bacillariales; Bacillariaceae.
AUGGCUUUGUGUUUGCGCCUCCUCCUAAUCCUCCAAUUGGCAGCCCUGAUAGCGGCCGCUUGCAACCAAACCUCGAAUGUGGUCAAUGGCAUUACAACCAUUGUCGUUCAGGAUAAUAGAACCGUCGAUGUACUAGACAGACAGCUAUUUUAUAAUGAAGAGGGUGGUCAGUGCAGUGCGAAUCUUUGUGGAUAUUACAUUGACAGCGAUGGCAAUAUGGAAGACAUGGUUUCCAAUUGCGUCUAUGACUCUCGGGGAGGUGGAUAUCGAUCACGGUGCACUCGCAAAUCAUUUGUCAAUCGAAUAAGACGAUGGGAAAGUCUGGAAUCUUGCGGAUGCUGCAGUGCUUCGCUGACGACAAGAACAAGUCCAUAUUGCGAGUAUCCUUCCAAUCCACCCUGUGGAGGAGAUGCUGCCUGUCGGAUUCCGCGUUCACGCUUUGCCAAUUCACAGGUCUGCUACAGAGAUGGAGUAUCUGGAGAACUGACAAGUCGAUGUGUCAAUGCCUUUGAAGAUUUUUUGGUAGGACCAACGGAUAGCUACACCUGCGGGCCAUGUCCAUCCGAAAGGAUUGAGGCCCCGGUUAUUGAUUCUCCGCCGUCAGAUAGUCUGACCUGUGGGUGUUCUACUUGUACGAAUAGUGUGUUGGAAACCUUGGCAUCUGAUGGAGUCUCGAGCAUUUCCUGCAGGAAACGGAUAGAAUUCAUGAUGAAUAAUUUCAACAUGCCAGAGCGAGACGCCUGUGUCUUUAUUGGUGACAGGUUUCCCGAUACUUGUGGUCAGGGGUGCAAUCCAUUGUUUUGUACUUCUACUGGACCACCACCGCCACCACCUCGACCAGCGCCACCGACGCCGCCGCCGAGUCCCAUUACAGAUUGCGGUUGCCCCAACUCUUGUACAAACGAUGUCUUGGCAUCAUUAGCAACGGAUGGAGUGGCUAGCAUUGAAUGCCGGACUCGGAUGGUUUUUGCCAUUAACCGUUUUGGUCUGACGCCGUUAAAUGCAUGUGCCAUGGUGGCCAGCCGAUAUGCUGAUGCAUGUGGUGCUUGUGAUCCAAGAACUUGUAACAAUGAUGCGGGUCCACCGGCACCGGCGCCAGUACCUGUCGUAUCGCCAGCCGGUCCUAUUCAAGAGGGGGAAUUGGUAUUUGCCGAAGAAUUCAACUCGGGCGAUCAACCCAACCCUGAAAUAUGGUCUUAUGAUCUAGGAAAUUGGGGCUGGGGCAAUGCCGAGUUACAACGGUAUACGAACACGAGAGAAAAUGUGCAAGUUGCCAAUGGAAAAUUGGUCAUCACAGCCAUUCGGCGUGGAAGUGAAAUUACUUCGGGACGCAUCAAGACGCUGAACAAGUUCACCUUCAAGUACGGUCGUGUUGAAGCAUCCAUCAAGGUACCUGAUCUGAGGAAUGGCCUAUGGCCUGCCUUUUGGACACUGGGAAAUAAUUUUCCCGUCAUUGGUUGGCCCAAAUGCGGCGAGAUUGAUAUUAUGGAAAUGGGAAAUGCCGCCCCUGGCAAUCCAAUUUUGAACCAACGGGUUGGAUCCGCGGCACAUUGGUUCCAUGAUCCAGAAGGCCGUGCUACUUAUGGCCUGUACCUGGAUGCGGGAGAGGAUCUUACUCGAGGAUUCCAUACCUACAGCAUGGAGUGGACUCCCAACAUGAUUACUACCUUUGUCGAUGGGAAGGAGAUUUGGGCAAUGGAUAUUUCUCCUCAACAGUGUCCGUCCGAAAAAUGUAGUGAAUUUCACGAUUUUCAUUUCUUCUUGUUGAACUUGGCCGUGGGCGGAACUUACACUGGUGGUCUCUUGAACGUCAACCAAAUCACCGCGCCAUUUCCUGCUCGAUAUGAGAUUGAUUACGUUCGACUUUACGCCAAUCAAUGGACCGAAGUCGGAGGAGCUUCGGCAGGGGGCGACACUGGUAUCACUCCCAAGUUUGAUUUGACCAACUGUGGAUGCCCUGCUACCUGUACAGGACAAGUCUUGGACCGCAUAGCCACUGACUCUAAUGGAAGCUUCUCUUGUCGAGAUCGCAUUCAGUGGGUGAUUGCUAAUGUGGCUCUUACGGAACAGCAAGCAUGUGAACGAGUUGGCGGGGAAUUUCCAUCUGUUUGCGGUCAAGGUUGCAACCCUGCAUUCUGUUAG